This is a messenger RNA of Ostrea edulis (European flat oyster), 2737 nucleotides long. RefSeq lists its product as uncharacterized. NCBI's taxonomy places the organism in Eukaryota, Metazoa, Mollusca, Bivalvia, Ostreida, Ostreidae. The transcript has 9 exons. The record is from RefSeq and is a predicted model, not a curated record. Bases 76 to 1593 code for a protein of 505 amino acids.
UGAAGUGAUUAAUAGAAACUUUCAGAAAUAGAUUGUUGAUGUUCCUUGUUGUGAUUAGUUGGUAUUCUGUACACCAUGUUCAGUAUAUCAUCCACCGUUGUGAUUACUUUCGCAUUAAUGACCGGCCUAUAUGGACAAUUCCGGAUAAAUUUCUUGAUCCGCAGACCAUUCGUUUUCCAAAAUGAAGUAAUAACAUGUAAGGUUCGUUCACGUGGCUCAUCGUCCGUCUCUGGAAACAUUGUUAUUCGUCAAAACUUGACCAACGGAACACAGGUGGAUCUAACUACAUGUCCAGUGGAUAGUGAAUUAGACGAUUCUACAUGUAGUGCAAGACUUGUAAACUUGGAAUGCACAGAAACUGUGAUACUUACGUGUUCAGUUAUAGACUUUCUAAACAAUGCAACUCAAUCCACAGGGAUGCAAAUACUAUUUGUUGGUACACCAUCUGUGGAGUCGAUCUACACUCGCUAUAAGGGAGUUGAUAAUUACAAUUCUACUCAGACAUUUCUUCCUGGAGCUUUGAUUGAAGUGAUAUGCAUUGGAAGCGUUUCUAUAAUGACAGGACGAUCCGUUAAGAAUUUAACAUUAUCCGGAAGGAAUGGAAUCAUUCAUUUACAAGACUCUCCAACGGUAAAAGUAUUGACAAGCGGGGACAAUGAAUGCAGCAUCCAGCAACAGGUUUCUGUUUUCCUGUACUUGAAGGAAGAGGAGCGUUCGUACUCUGAAUUCCGAUGUGAAACAGAGCGUAUAUUCAGGGGAAAUCACCGAAAAUAUAUCAGAUUAAAAACAGAAAAGGAAAGCUAUAUCCAUGGUCCAGAGACUGUCACAACCGAUGAGUCAGAAGAUAGAGUACUCCUUUCCAUGACUUGUGAUGCAAUGACUAAUCUAGACAAUUCAACAGAUGUUGCGGAUAUACGAUGGUGCAUCAGAAAAGAAAAUGACACACGAUAUGUCAGCCUCCCUCUUCAAGAGAGACCGAAUGGUGAGGCUUUCAACACAUCAUUAGGCAGGAAGCUGACGAGUGUCGUUCUCUAUCAAUUGCUGAAAAGUGAUAGAAAUGUAGAAAUUAUCUGCGAAACAAACUAUUCCGAAACAUGUGGAUCUGGAGCUCUUCGCGGUUCUGCUGUCUUUAAUGAAGACCCGAUGGAAAAGAUGACAAACACUAGUUUUAAUUCGAUCACAUCAGCUGCUGCAGACGUUGUAUGUGAUGUUUCUUAUGUGUAUGUUGCGACAGCUAUGAUGGUUGUUGGUGUAGCCAGUCUCAUAGCGGGUGUUAUUGCCUGUUGUAAGGUAAAACAAAGAGUAAAAAGUGACAACAGUUCUUCAACGUUGGACGUGUUGUCUGCAAAGAGAUAUGACGUACAGAUGACUCCCACUGCAAUGAGAAAUUUAGAAGGACAGGGUAAACAACAGGAGCAGUUCUAUGAAAACAGAUUGGUGGAAACCAAACAAGGAUCAAAACAAGUGUGUGAACUUAAUGAAACAUACAUUGAUGCAGCUGGAGAAAUGUAUGAGGCGUUGAACGAGAAUGUCCAGGAACCACAUAUCUAUGAAGGAAAAAGUGGUUCAGGAGAACUCUACGAAGUUGUUUAAAUGUUUGAAAAGAUGCGCAUUAUCGUGCUUUGGUGUGCUGACUUUUUUUCCAUCUUGCCUACCAAAUGUGUAACGCUUGUAAUGGAUUCAGUAGAUAGAAAUACGAAUCAUAUUCAGAAUCAUCCAUAUAGCUGUAGGUUUUAUAAUGUAGAUUUGUUUAUCUGUUCAUCAACGACAUGUUUAUGAAACAUGAACCAUACAAAUAUUAUUUUAUGCAAUAUUUAACUAAACAAAAACCGCCAUCGCCAGGACUUUCACAUAUGUAGAUCUUUUUCAAUAUUACCUAUCUUUUUAUUCUGAAAAUAAUGACUUUAUUUCAAUGUUUAAAUUUUUCGCGUUUUUUAAGAGUAUGCAAAUACUUCUGUCAUACUAUCAGCUGUAAUGUGCACUUGUUUUGGGUCAACUUUUAAGACCGUACUUGACACGAUGGCUACCUAAAACCUAUUGAUGUUUGAUGAUCCAAUCACACAAUUGUACCCUUUAUCAUGCGAAAAAAAUCGUUUGCGGACCAUUUCUAUCAACUCAUGCAUAUAUUGAAUUAAAGAUUUCGAAAGCUGAUUAGCAUCAAUGAGUUCAUUUUCUCUUGUAAAAUAUAUAGAGUUUAUAUCAUUUUCAUUCAUGGCAAGCGUAGAAAAAUGUUUUGAAAGAAGCAUAAAAUACCGGACUAUUUUGGGAGUAGUUUUGCCACGUGUCCCUUUUGAUUGAUCGACAUCCCUGCCUACUCUCCGAAACAAAACGUGUAUCAUUUAAUGAUAAAGUUACUAAGUUGCUGGUAUAUUUUCUGGAUAAUAAACGUACAGCACUUUCUCGAUUUAUUGACCCGUUAUAAUGCCCGAAAAUCCUCAAGAACAGAUUUCUCCCCAAUGUCAACACCCCGUUAUGAUGCCAACCCCACAUAAUGCCAUAUACCACUGAUUCUCCGAAACGAAUUUUAAAAUUUAAUAGGGAUUACCCUCAAUAAUAAUGUCAAUUACUUGCCCCCCGUCGACAAUCACACCCGUACUUUCAGAGUAGUGCAUUGAAGUGUGAAAGGCUGUACAAGGUUUUUGGGUGGUCAGCCUAAUUACAAAUAAUUGUUGAAUUAAAGUCAGUAUUAUCGAAUUGUUUAUAUAGAAUGUAGUCCAAAUAAAUUUAGGUAAUUGAA